Messenger RNA from Mustela lutreola (European mink), 2683 nucleotides. It is a transcript of the gene PTGR2, whose product is annotated as prostaglandin reductase 2. Gene Ontology annotation, biological process: prostaglandin metabolic process. Gene Ontology annotation, molecular function: 15-oxoprostaglandin 13-reductase [NAD(P)+] activity. The record is from RefSeq and is a predicted model, not a curated record. The coding region runs from base 445 to 1500 and encodes 351 amino acids. Lineage: Eukaryota; Metazoa; Chordata; Mammalia; Carnivora; Mustelidae. The transcript has 10 exons.
AAUCUGCCCAGGGGCGCCUGAGUAGCUCAGUUAAGCCACCCACUCUUGAUUCGGGCUCAGGUCCUGAUUCUCAAGGUGCUGAGAUAAGCCGGGCCUAGGCUCCUCGCCUGCUUGAGACCGUCUCUUUCCCUCUGCCCCUCCCCCGCCAACAACAACAAAAACCCACAACACACUGCCCAGAUCAGGGAGGAUCCUUUCACACUCCGCAGCUUCCCCUCCUCUAGAAACGUGGGAACCCAGGAGUCCAGCCUAAACUGGAAAGGUCCGUCUCCCCGGAGGGGAGGGCGCGGAGGUCUAGCAGUGCGCCUGCGUACCGAGUUCGGCGGGCUGAGGUCUCGCGGCGCGCCCCUCGCGAGCGCCUCACACCGCGCGAGAUUUCCUCCGCAGCUGCGUGGCGGAGUUAUUUUAUACAGAAAUCUUCUGAGACCACUGUGCAUCGAGGUGAUGAUUGUACAAAGAGUAGUAUUGAAUUCCCGACCUGGAAAAAAUGGUAAUCCAGUGGCAGAAAACUUCCGAGUAGAAGAAAUAAAUUUAUCAGAUAGUAUCAAUGAAGGACAAGUACAAGUGAGAACUCUUUAUCUUUCUGUGGAUCCUUACAUGCGUUGUAGAAUGAAUGAAGACACUGGUACUGAUUACAUAAGACCUUGGGAGCUGUCUCAAGUCGUUGAUGGUGGAGGUAUUGGGAUUGUCGAAGAAAGCAAACACAUUAAUUUUACUAAAGGCGAUUUUGUGACUUCCUUUUAUUGGCCCUGGCAAACCAGGGUUAUUCUGGAUGGAAAUAGCCUAGAAAAGGUGGACCCACAACUUGUGGACGGACACCUUUCAUACUUUCUUGGAGCUAUAGGUAUGCCUGGUUUGACUUCCUUGAUUGGGAUACAGGAGAAAGGUCACAUAACUGCUGGAUCUAAUCAGACAAUGGUUGUUAGUGGAGCUGCUGGUGCUUGUGGAUCCUUGGCUGGGCAGAUUGGCCAUUUGAUGGGCUGUUCCAGAGUGGUGGGAAUUUGUGGAACACAGGAGAAGUGCCUCUUUCUGACCUCAGAACUAGGCUUUGAUGCUGCAGUUAAUUAUAAAAAGGGGAAUGUCGCAGAACAGCUCCGUGAAUUAUGCCCAGCUGGAGUGGAUGUUUACUUUGACAAUGUUGGUGGUGACAUCAGUGAUACAGUGAUAAGUCAGAUGAAUCGGAACAGCCAUAUCAUCCUGUGCGGUCAAAUUUCUCAGUACAAUAAAGAUGUGCCUUAUCCUCCUCCACUACCCCCUGCCGUAGAAGCAAUCCAAAAAGAAAGAAACAUCACAAGAGAAAGAUUUCUGGUGUUGAACUAUAAGGACAAAUUUGAGUCUGGCAUUCUACAGCUGAGCCAGUGGUUUAAAGAAGGAAAACUAAAGAUCAGAGAGACUGUGACAAAUGGAUUGGAAAACAUGGGAGCUGCAUUCCAGUCCAUGAUGACAGGAGGUAACAUCGGAAAGCAGAUAGUUUGCAUUUCAGAGGAAACCUCUGUGUAAUCUGUAUAAGCAUCUUCAUCAAGGAAAUACACAGAUUUCUUUCCGUUUUGCACCAGAUUUUUUUAACUUUUUUUUUUUUUAAGAUUUUAUUUAUUUGCUUGACAGAGAUCACAAGUAGGCAGAGAGGCAGGCAGAGAGAGAGAGAGGAGGAAGCAGGCUCCCCGCCGAGCAGAGAGCCCAACGUGGGGCUCGAUCCCAGGACCCUGGGAUCAUGACCUAAGCCGAAGGCAGAGGCUUUAACCCACUGAGCCACCCAGGCACCCCUUACACAAAGAUUUUUAAGAUACAUUUAAUAAAAUUUUUAGAAUACAGAUAGCUUUUUAUUUAAAUUGAUUAUUGGUACUAUCAUCUAGUUGCAUAACAUAAACUUUUCCUAUAUCUUCAAUAUCAUGUAUGUUCUCUAUGUCCAGCACGAUUAUUUACAGUAAUAGAUUGAAGUCAACAUGACCUAUUUUUCUUUCUUUUACUAAAACUGAGACUAUAUUUGAUAUUUGAUCAGAUAUUCUGAAACCAUUGGAGAUUUGAUACAACUGCUUAAUGGAUCAUUUAAAUCAAUUUUUACAAUUAAUAAUUUUUAUUUAAAAUAGAAUGCUUGAGAAGAUGCAUAGUAAAUAUAUGUUGACCUGAAAAUGCUUUACAUAAUUCUUGAACUGUAACUUGGUGUUAAGAAUAGAAUUGGGAUGGCUUUUCUAUAUUGUAGUUCCAUGGAAAAGGGAUUUAAUGGCAGAGCGUAUGUUGGGACUUAGGGUAAUUCAGAGCUUGUGGAGCAGUUUUUAGGAUAGGAGAGCAGAGGCUUUGUGUUGAGAAGUAACAGGUCAGUCAGGUUGAUAAAGAGACUAGUUUAUCACAGAGGAUUAUCUGUGUUUUGCUAAAUAAUUUACUGUAUAACCUAAAAACUCAAAUACACAUUGAUAAAACUAUGUUUGUUUUAGGGUAGCAGUUACGUACUGUCAAAUAGUGUAAAGAUUUUGAGGGCAAAUAGGUACAAAUAUCACUUGAAGUUUUAGGUGAUUAGAAAGAUUUGGCAACAAAGGCAGCUUUAGAAAAUGACAGGACUGACUGAGCAAAUUAACAAAUGGCUGUGAACAUGAAUGUUCAAUAUCUAAUGUACCUCUAAAUAAGAGGGCUUGCUUCAUGAUUAUAAUCAACCCUUUACAACAAUAAAAUUGAGGAGAUUUUUCAA